Puntigrus tetrazona (Sumatra barb) is the source of this 3946-nucleotide messenger RNA. RefSeq lists its product as uncharacterized. Gene Ontology annotation, cellular component: external side of plasma membrane. Gene Ontology annotation, biological process: cellular response to lipopolysaccharide; positive regulation of T cell proliferation; cell surface receptor signaling pathway. The transcript has 8 exons. Bases 54 to 923 code for a protein of 289 amino acids. Lineage: Eukaryota; Metazoa; Chordata; Actinopteri; Cypriniformes; Cyprinidae. The record is from RefSeq and is a predicted model, not a curated record.
CCUAAACGCAGUGUUGUUCAUUUCUGUUGCAGUUUCAGUGAUCAGAUGAGACCAUGAGGCAGUUUGUUUUUUCUCCUUUGUGGAUAUUGUGCUGCUGCUGUCUUGUAUAUGUCAGAGGUCAUGGUGUGUGUACUGUAGGGAAUCUCAUUAAAAGAAUCAAUUUAACCACAGAACUGAGUUCUGAAAUCCUGCUGCCGUGUCUUUAUGAACCAGCUCUCAAAGAAUCACACCUGAACAAGGAAUCAUCUGCUGUCUGGAUUCAGAUUAAAACCAACACUGACCACAUUGUAGAGAUCAGUGUAAAUGGUCAAGAAAGCUUCUGGAAUAACAGACAGCAUAGAAUUAAGGUAUUCAGAGAAGUCGCUGGCUCUGGAAACUUCUCUCUCCUGAUUAGAGAUGUGCAGCUGUCUGAUCUGGGUCUCUACCGCUGUGAGAUCUUCAGAGGCAUCAACUGUUCUCUGGGCUAUGUAGAGAUAGAAAUCAGUCUGGCCACUGUUGAGUUUUCACUGCUCAGUAACUGGCGUCUCAUAGCUGCAGGUGGAGGAGGAUUUCUGCUUCUCUGUCUGAUCACUGUGUGCUUUUACUGUAUGCUGGCAAAACGACAAACAGUCAAUACAUCCAUCAACCAAACAUCAGACAAUUGCCAUGAUGUGGAUGGACAAAAAAAAGAUGAAAUAACCUAUGCAUCAGUUGUCCUUAAAUCACGCACUUGCCAUGACAGUGAAGGACAAAACAAAGAUGAAAUAAGCAAUGCAUCAGUUGUUCCUACGUCACACAACUGCCAUGACAGUGAAGGACAAAAAAAUAAUGAAAUAACCUAUGCAUCAGUUGUUAUUAAAUCACACAACUGCCACGACAGUGAAGGACUUAUCAGCCCAGAGACGGACCUUUAUGCUGCUGUCAAGCAAAGAGAGAGAAGAUGAACAAGUGAGCGGCGAAACAUUCAAAUUAAAACACUCAAGAAAAAAAAACAAUUUUAUUGAUAUCCAUCCAAAUAUCCAUCUUGUACUGUUUGAUUUGAAGUAUGAAGAAUGAUAUAUGAUGUUUAAUAUUGUUACAGGGUAUAAAAAAGGGUAUAAUUAAUCGUAUAAGGUCUCAUGUUUGUCCAUUGUGUAUAUCGUUUUUAUCUCAUGUAUAUUUUUGAAAGGCGCACUCUUUGCUCAGCUGUACGAGUGUGUUGUAACUACUGUGGGUGGAGGGUGUGAAACUGAACUCUAGCUACUUUAUCACUCAAACCACUGACAUCUUUGCAGACAAUGUGACAGAGCCACAGAUGCAGCGGUAAGGCAGGAUAAAUGGUCUAUCUGCUGGUCUAUCACGUUGCAGAUUUGAGAGUAGUAUAAAGACAGUCCAGGCCAAGAUGCUUAGAGAAAACCAGAGUGGAAAUUCCCAUGCCCGUGAGCUUCUUCACAAAAAAAGCUACAGCUUCUGUUUUGUCAGAGAGAGUGAAAAUGUUUUGCGUGAAAAUAAUGUCUCACCUCUGGUUGUUUUUUUGUGCAAUUCCUGCCAAGACAAAAAGUUAAUUAGAUUAAGACAGGAAAACAUGACUUUUAAAAUGAAAAACAAUGGCCUAUAAAGUGUCACUCUUUUUUCAAAUACAUUCUUCUGUAUGUUUUGUUGUAAGGCUGAAAUUAAGCUCAGUGGCGUGUUACAAUUAUGUAAGUUGUCAAAGUACAUUAGCUUUGACUUGUAUCUCCAGUUUAAUCACUACAGAGACGUCAGAACAAAUGUUGGAAGGACUACAUUUUAAGGCAACAGUAAAAGUAAUAAUUUGAAAAUAAGAGGGGUUUUUCAGUAAUGAUGUUUCACAAGUCCACAAGAAUACAUACUGAGAAACAAUAUUCUCUGUGCAAAAAUACAAAAUUGUAAAAUUUAUAUAUAACACUGUUAUAUUGUUUAUAAGAGUAAAGGGGAUCCCGUUGUAUUAUGCAAAAGUGACAAUUCUAGUCAACCAAUCAAGAUUCUGUAGGGAGGUUAGUGCCACCCUAUUGGUACCCUUUGCUGUGCUAGGAACCCUUAUGGAAGGGUACCAAAAAAGUGGUAUGGUGUGUUUCACUAUUUUGGUACCAUUCACAACUUCUGACUAUGGAAACGGACAUAAUUGAGUACCGUAGUGCUCAGUGGAAACAAGCCAAUAGAUGAACAAACAUGAUCUAUAAAAGGUACAAAAUGCUUUUGCUUAGCUACACUUUUCAGAAUCUAGAUAUUUGCCCGCAAAAAAAAAAAAGGAUGCUAUUCAACUUGUGGCCGUUCGUUUUAUUCAGAACACAUCAUCCUAGGACUUUGCUCAGAAUUGUGGUGUUUUUCAUCUCUGGUCGCUAUCAUGAAAAAUUCUAAACAUUGUGUAAGACUGAAUUCAUUUUAGUGGAUGUUACAACACUUUAAGCAUCUUUAAAUGAGAAAAAUCUAUUAAUAAUUUUAGAGAAUAAACUGUUCUGCAUGUAAAAUUAUAAACCAAAUUUUGUCAAGACUCAAGUCUAGUGCAACAACACUGGACUGUGGGAAUCAAGCAUCCUCUGUCUGAGGUUGUGUGGUGAUGUGGUUAUGCAGGUGUGUUGUGAUGGUUCACACUUUACAAAUCUUUCAGACGUGAAAAGAGACUUAAGAUGUAGCAUCGCCUGCUUUGCUCAAAACAUCCUGUUCCAAAAGUUGCCCCAAGAAAAAAAUUAAAUCAGCCGGCAGCAUGUAUUUUGUAAAACAUUCUCACAUGAAUUUUAUUUUAAUAUAUUAUACACUAUUCUGAAAGUAAUGUGUUGUUAUGGCAAAACCCACACUCAGCAUUUAAAUUACACUUACAUAGGGCCUAUAUAACAUGAGUCUAGAUACAUUACAUUGUACAGUGCAUUCCACUACAAUGUAUCCCCUUGACUUUUACCUUCCCCCUAGAGGGCACCAAUGUCUUUCUGAUUUUUCUACAGACCAGACACCUUGGUUUAAUCACACACAGUCGUGACUAGCCAUAAAAUGUCAAUAACUUCUUAAUCUUUCCAAGUUAGAGAAUGAUUCUGCACUACAGCUGCUUGACUAACCAGAUAGAACUAACCAAAACUAAGUGCUCUAGAAUACAAUUUUUCUCAGCUGCUGUUUUCUUCUUGUUUUUGUAACAAUAUGAAUGUCUUGUAUUCCCCUCACACCCCUCCCCAAAAUACUUCUUAAGAAUGUUCUUUAAAUCUCAUAAGUUCCCAUGACUUAUUUUAAAUCCCAGAAGGUAAGAUGUUUUAUAAUUUAAGAAUUACAACAUCAUAAUAUUUAGCAUUACUAAGGAUUGCACAAGUCCGAUGUGACACCUACGAUACUGUAUGAUAACUGCUUUCAAUGUAAAGUGUAGGAGAGAUAGUGUUGUAGCACCACCAGUUUAAACAAUUAGAAAUGAGCUACUGUGGGACUUACUUUUUUUUUUACUUGUUUUGUCCUAUAGCAUUUUUUUGUUUUGUUAAUGGGUGUUAAAUAAUGUUACAGAACUGAAUCAUCAGAUUCUCUUGAUCGAUUUUAUCUUUAUAUAAAUACUUUCAUGUCUGAUAUCUUAUGUGUUUCUACUGGGCUUUCACAGUACACAACAUUUGCCCGCAGAAUGACUUAAAAACAAAAUGUCUUGUUAGUCUGUUUUAUUUCUAGUCCGUAAGUUUUUUUUCUUAUUUUAUUUAGUAAAUAAAAUUUAAGCUGCAUAUAUAUGUGCCUGUUUUAAGUAAAAUGGCAUUGCUAAUGAAUAAGUAGUAUAUUGGUAAAUUCCAUGCAGAAAAGUUUUGGGUUUACACUGCAUUAUUUUGUAAAAACAUUGACAAAUCAUUUAGGGGUGUAUGUUGACAUUGACUUAAAUCAUUUCAGGGUGUGCAGUAUUCUAAUAAACUAGUAAAGAAGUAUUUUCACACAUAUGUGGAAUUAAUGUCAUAAUGUUUAGAGACACAAAACCACAGCCCUUAAAACAUUCCUUGUUGUACAUUUUGAC